This is a messenger RNA of Girardinichthys multiradiatus, 3841 nucleotides long. RefSeq names its product uromodulin-like 1 (gene umodl1). Gene Ontology annotation, cellular component: cell surface; extracellular region. NCBI's taxonomy places the organism in Eukaryota, Metazoa, Chordata, Actinopteri, Cyprinodontiformes, Goodeidae. The coding region runs from base 1 to 3396 and encodes 1131 amino acids. The transcript is spliced from 17 exons. The record is from RefSeq and is a predicted model, not a curated record. Gene Ontology annotation, molecular function: peptidase inhibitor activity; protein binding; calcium ion binding.
AUGAGGUGGAUCCUCUUAAUCUGGGCGACCAAGGCCCUGCUGGCUCUCUGUUCGGGGCUGGAUGAAGAAAAUAGUUUAUCCUCCUCUGGCUACCAUCUAUGUAUCCAGAAUGAAUCCAGGAUUGUGAGUUUCUUGGUGGUUCAAUUGGUCCCUUAUACAGUGACAAAGCCUUGCGGUGGCUGGCUCCUCUGGACGACAUGUACUGUCACCCUUUACAGGAUGAUGCAUCAGAUUGAGUACAAGACAGUAGAGGAACAAGUGACAAGGUGCUGUGAUGGCUAUGAGCAAGUUGGUCGUUACUGUUCCCUGUCUGUAAACAGGAGUGACGAGUUUACCGCCAAGCCAGGAUCCUGUCCAACUGCAGAUAGAUUGUCUCCCAGUUCUGUGGACUGUGAGUUGGAUUUAGACUGUCCAGGCUGGCAGAAAUGCUGCCAGAGAUGGGGACAGUUUCUCUGCACUGAUCCUACAAGACCAAAACAGGAUCUGAGGUUUCAAGGAAACCUCUGGAAUGCAACAGUGACAGUGAAGAUGGAUUACCAGCAACUGUUGUCAAAGGAAAAUGGGCUUCUGAAUCUCACAAGAUUAUUACAAGCAAUGAUAACUGGAGCUCUGGAGUGUGAAGUUUCCAUCUUUUAUCUCAACUCAUGGCCUGUCCAUCCCUACAGAAUUUCCACAAAUCUGCUUAUCCUGAGCAACCUUUCUCUUUCACUGUACAAUGUUGCACCAAAGCUACACCUUCUUCUUAAACAAAUACCUGAAGUGUCAUCUGUAACAGUGCAAGAUGUGGAUGAGUGUGUGCACCCUGCUCUUCAUCAGUGCUCUCUUCAGGCAGACUGUAACAACACAUUGGGCUCUUACCGGUGUGUCUGCCAGCAAGAAUACUUGGAUGGUGACCCUAACAACCCCGGUGUGAACUGUACAGGUGACACCGGGUUCUGGACCACCACCGACGCCCCACUGGUGAACACAACCUUUUCCUGGACUUUUAACAGCACACAGGAUCCUUCAGGCCAUGGCACCAUGGGUAGCUCCAUCUCGUUUGAGAGCAAUGUGACUGCAGCUCUGACUAACACAAAUUCUGUCACUUAUAAUUCACCACAUGCUUCACCGGGGACACGUUCAGCACCGGUUACCAGCAUGAGCUCAGCUGCGGCCUCACCUCUGCCAGCAACCACCAACCAAUGUCUUCCUCCCAGCAUCAGUGGCCUAUGGUCUGCUAAUGUCACUGGAACAUCCAUGUCUGUCCAUUGGUCAACCCAGGUUCAAAGCAUACAGACUUUCCAGGUCACUCUGAGCAAAACAUCAGAAGCCAGUGAGCUCUGGGAAACCAAUAUGACAAUGAUAGAGCUGAGAGGACUACAGCCCGGUGUGCUCUACAAUGUUACUGUGACACCUUGUGCUUGUGGAAGGCAAGGGUCUGCUGUUCACAUGAUGGUCAAAACUGAUGCUCAGAGUCUCGACGCUACCACACGGCUUACCAACAUCGAGUUCAACGAAGACCUGAGAAACAGCAGCAGCCUGGCUUUCAAAAACCUCAACAAGACGUUUAUACAGGAGAUCUACCAGUCUCUGGCUCCAGAGCUCAAAGCGAUGGUGGAGUCAGGUCAGGUGAGAAUCGAGAUCCAAAGCUUUUCCAUGGGCAGUGUGGUGGUGAACUUCUCCAUCAUCUUUAACCAAAGUGAGGGCCAGGCCAUGGGUAACUUGUCCUCAGCGUUGUUGCAUGCCCUGAUGAACAGCUCCAAAUUCAUUGUGGAUGUAAACAAUACAAGCAUUAACGAUUUUGAUGAAUGCACCUUGGGGGAAAAUGAUUGUUCUCAGUGGGCUACAUGCAUAAACACAUGGGCCUCCUACACUUGCAUCUGCCUUGAUGGAUUUAUAGACAACAAUCCAGAAAGAUCUGGACGCAACUGUCAAGCAAAUGAAGUGGAUACAACAUCAACACCAGGGGUUUCUACAAUAAGCUCUACUACAACUGUCCCAACUUUUGCUCAAGCUACCACCACCUCUGAAACUACCAAUCCUGUAUUGGUAACUAGUUCAAAUGCUUCCCACACUAGCACUGCUCUCCCUUCAACUACAGUUACUAAUAUCCCAUCAACUAUCACUGCUCCAACAAGUGCCCCUACAAUUACUGUUACUACCCAAACAAGCAAUAUUGCCCCAACACUGGUCAUUAAUGCUUCAGCAAUCCACUCUCCAGCUCGAACCAACACCCUAGGAAUACACACAACAACCACUUCUAGCCAAGUAAUCUCCUCUUUUGCUCCAACAACAACUACUUUAGACACUGCAGUCGGAAUCACAACUCCAAGCACCAUUUCUACAACCCUAACAACCCCGUCUUCUGCACUAAGAUCAGCCACUAAUUUUUCUUUGGAAGGAGCCCUUUCAGUCCAGUGCAGAGUAGCUGCCAUUACUGUGACUCUUGCUAAAGCUUUUCUGAUGAAUGCAAAAAUCCAGGAGAGUAGUCUAUCCCUGGGAUUGCCUUGGUGUGAAGUCAACGGAGGCAAUGCCACCCAUGUUGAGUUGACUGUGGCAUGGAAUGAGUGUGCUAUUAGGCUUGUGAAUAAUGAAACCACUUACACAGCGUCUGUGACCUUGUUCAACACCAUGGAUCCGUACAGAGCCGAAGGUGGCACAGUAGAGGUUCCAAGAAUCCGUCUCGAAGUCCCUAUCAUGUGUACCUACAUGAAAAGCAUGUUGAUUUCCACAGAUCUUGGCUACAUGGGGUAUGACACGAUCAAAGAUGUGAUCACAGGUCUGGGAUCAUUCCAGGUGACGGUGCAGCUGAUGAAUGGAAUCGAGCCUUUACCUCACAACUACAGCCUGUCCCCGGAGCAGGCUGUGGUGGUGGAGAUCAGCCUGAACACCACCUCAAUGCAAAUGACAGUGGUCUUAGACAAAUGCUGGGCCACUCCCACCCAAAACCCUGAAGACACCUAUAGCUACACCUUCCUGGACAACAGCUGUCCAUUGAACAUUUACACUAAAGUGUUGAUGAAUGGUAACUUCACCACCUCCCGUGUGUCUGUACAGAUAUUCUCCUUUGUUAACCUGAACAUAAUCUACCUGCACUGCCAGGUCCAGAUCUGUGUCCAGAAUGGAUCUAAUACAUGUGUUCCACACUGUUUACAAAAAUCAGCUCGGACUAGAAACAUGAUUGGAAGAGGCUUUGGAUCAUCUGGGCCUAUACUCAGAUUAAAUGAAGAGUCCCUGGAGGAGAAAUUUAACACUCUUUACAUAGUUGGCCUCUCCUGUCUUGGAGUUGGUCUGUUUCUCUUCUUCAUCGUGGGAUUUAUCUGCCUGUUCUACUGCCAAAGAAACCGUAUCGGAAACUACAAUUUCAACGUGCAACCCAAGCAGGAGAACUUCACUUACCUUGUUUUCAACACCUAGGGAGUGCUGCAGAAACAUUCAUUUAGCUAUUACAGAAAACCGCCACUAGGGGUUAGGUUUGGAUUAUUUCUGAAACUGUUUUUGUUCACCUCCACUGUACUAAAUAUGUUCAAGGUAGAAAAAAAUGUCUGUGUUUUAUUUAUUCCGAAACAGAAACAAUGACUACAUUUGAAUAUAUUUAAAUACAUUUUAAGACUUUGUUAAAGUUGACCCAAUUUUGACAGAUAAUUUGCCAUAAGCAGGUUUUAAAACAUACUCAUGAAAAUUUAUUAGGAAGAUUAAAAAAUUAUCAGCAUAGAAAAUGUAGUGCUACAUGCUUGUUAAUUACAUAAGCCAGCUUCUGAAUAAAUUCUAUUUCAGAUAUUUGCAUAUACUGUCAUAUUCAUAUUCAACUAUACUAUUAAUCUAAAAGGAAACUUGCAAAAUAUUAAUAAUAAUCUGUGCU